Messenger RNA from Cylas formicarius (sweet potato weevil), 3906 nucleotides. It is a transcript of the gene ex, whose product is annotated as protein expanded. The record is from RefSeq and is a predicted model, not a curated record. The coding region runs from base 339 to 3545 and encodes 1068 amino acids. Gene Ontology annotation, cellular component: cytoplasmic side of apical plasma membrane; cytoskeleton. NCBI's taxonomy places the organism in Eukaryota, Metazoa, Arthropoda, Insecta, Coleoptera, Brentidae. Gene Ontology annotation, biological process: positive regulation of hippo signaling. The transcript is spliced from 6 exons.
ACCAGUCGAUUGAUUGUGCGUCUGCAUUCCAGUGAUAUUUUGCCUCAGAAUGUACCUGACCGCUUCAAAGUUAAAAUAGGGAAUUUAGUUGAAGAACAUCUAUGCCGGUUGACGGAUCGUAAGGCUUUCGCUUUACAAGACACGUGGAUAUUUUGUGCCCUUAGAGUGCCAGUGUGGUGGAGUGCAUGAUUCUUUUGUUUAUGUGAAACGCCUUGGUGGAUUUUUUUCCAUGCUAUGGGCGCAAAGUAUCCCGACGUUGAGGAUUUUAAAUUCAACACAUGGUGAUUCCUGGGCGGCCCGUCGUUACCGGCGGCACCCCCUAAAGCGAUGAGCGGGUCAUGCGCGCCGGCUUGUGCACGGUGAGCGCCCCCCUGGCCGCGUGCAGCCCGGCACCAGCCCUACCGCCAUCUGCCCGCUUCCUGGCUCUUCAUUUGCUGCACCAGCAGACCCUUUAUUUCGUCGUUCAGGCCAAAUCAAGAGUACGGGAGCUCUAUCAUCAAACAUGCAGGCACUUUGCCCAGCAGGGCAUGCUGGAUACCGAUCUGUUCGGUUUGGCCUUAAUUUGUGACGGCGAGUACCUCUUCGCAGAGCCAGAUAGCAAGUUAUCGAAAUACGCCCCAAAAAGUUGGCGAUCUUCUCACAGUCAUGGCCUCGACGCGAACGGACGUCCGGCUUUGGCCUUCUAUUUCCGCGUUCAGUACUACGUGGACAGUCCACUCCUUCUGCGAGACGAAACUACAAGAAACCACUACUACUUGCAGCUGCGAGUCAAUGCCGCCUCAGGGGCGGCAGGAGAACACGCCGCCCAUCUGGCGGGUCUUUCGUUACAGGCGGAUUUGGGAGAUUUUAAUGAAAAUACUAGUUUCAGACCAGAGGAUUAUGUACCACCUAACAUGCGGGGACCAGCUGCUUUACGCGCUAUCGAGGCAGCCCAUAGAUCCCACCGGAAGUUGUCCAAAAAUGAAGCCAGGACGCGUUUCAUAGCAGAAGCGUGCCAGUUGCAGGAACCGGUUAAUGCUCAUGUAUUUAGGUUAAAAGCUUCGAAAACUGAAUCGCCACCCGGGUCGCUUCUCCUGGCGGUUUGCGCUAAGGGUUUGCGAGUGUGUCCCGACAAUAACCCGCCCUCGAUAUUCCUUUGGAGCAGUAUAAGCAAACUCAGUUUCGAACGCAAGAAAUUCGAAAUUCGCACCAGCCACGAAAAGCUAACCCUCUACACCACCAGUGAUGAAAAGAGUCGACUGCUUCUCGCUCUGUGCAAAGCGACGCACCAGUUCAGUAUGGCCGUCGCCCCACGUCUCAACGAAGCGCGUCGAGAAGAAGAAGAGCGACAGAGAUGGGACUGCGAUCAAAGGGUCUCCGUUAUCAGUUCGACUUCGUCGAACACCACGUCUGGAAUCGUCAGCGACCGAUUUCAUUCCGAAGAUGAAUUAGAAAUUAUGAUAACCAGUCCACCUGCGCCGUCUACGGAGAGUCUGGCUCUAGCUCACCUGCUGGACAGUGCCCCAGCUAGUAGCCGGACAUCUGCCGCGUCUGCAACUGCCGCUCUCGCAACCAUUUCCUUGAAGGAGGAAGAAGAAGAAGAGUCGCCCAAACAAGCUACAAGUGAGAGUUCCGGGAAAACAGCCAGUAUCAAAUGCGCGGGAUCGCAAUGCAGCUCUUCCUGUAGCACUGUUGUUGUGACGCCAGUUCAGACAAAGCCAAAAAGACGAAGGCCUUCAACCAGCAGCAGCUUGGAACUCGGUUAUUCCCACACCGCUCAGAAUUCCGCCGUCAGCGACGCGACUUGUAUCGAAAUAGAUAUAAGGGAACCGGUAUAUGCGUCGGGACCGCCUCCCAGUAGUCACACCAGCGGAGUUUACACGUUAACGUCGAGCGAGCAGUACACCUCGAACUCAACCGAGCACUACGUCAAUCCAAGCGAGGCUUUCGGCAACGGAAGGGAUUCUGCGUUCCUCACUAUGGGCAGCGAUCAAAUUGACGGACCAUAUAGGGACAGAACCAAUUCCAACGUCAGCAAUUCCUCGUUCCACGGAGACGGAAGCGACCCAACUAACAACAAGCAGUCGCUGUUGACGGCGACCCAACUUUCCGACUUGAUCGUCGGCAAAUAUCCGUCUUCCAAAAGCGUCAGUCACACCUUGGAUUCGGAUUCGGAUUACGUAACGUUACCGUCGACUUAUCAGGGCUACGCGCCGAUUCCGCCGAAAAGAACCGACAGCGCCGAGCCGCGAUUCAGACCUCCCCCGCCCCCUUACCCGGAACCGAUGAAAAUCAAAGAGAUGGAAAAUUUCGUCAUAGACGUCGACACUUCCAGUUGUCUGUCGGAGAUGUCUUUAAAAGACCCGCCUCCGUAUCCCGACAAUAUCACACCGGUGCCACCUCCAGUCUAUCCUUUCGAAGAAGCGGCCGCUAGAUUUAUCACAACGAGAUCACCAAAUAUUUUGACGGCCCACGCUAGUGCGGUCAGCGUGUCCUCGUCCCCGAGUUAUUCGACGCCCAGUUACGUGCCGCCCAUACCCCCGAAAGUGCUCAGACCCCAGCUUAGCGUCACCGGCGGCGGCAUCAUCAGUCCGAACGGUUACAUGGACGUGGCGGCUAGCAAAACCAGCGUCUUGGUGCCGUGCACAUUUUUACCGCCACCGCCGCCCGCUCCGAGACAGCCGCCGCCACCGCCACCGCCAACCAUCGCCACGGUAUAUACGAGUCAACUGUCGCGAUCUCAGAUCGAACAGUAUCAACAGCAGAUGUACAGCGACGUGGAUUUCGUCGUGUUUCCUUUAAAAGAGCCGGCCAUAAGUAAGCAGGAGUAUUUGGAGGCCAAACAGGGUUCACUACUCGCGGCUCUCGCUCACCAGCCGGUGUUCUAUCGCAGCACGCCUUAUAUCGGUAGAUACGCGUCUAGUCAGAACCUAUCAGACACGUACGUGCAACUACCAGUCUACGGCGCGGCUAGCAUUUCGUCGACCGGCAGUUUGGAUCCUCCGCCGCCACCGUUACCGCCGAACCGGCCGUCCAGGUUUAUGAGGACCAGGUCGGACGAUAACAUUUUGAACUCGCUCGAGACGCCGCAACCCCCGAAGUUUCGAAGGCUACCACCGCCACCGCCACCGAUCCCGGAAAAGAAUACCGCCCUAUUGAAGAAACACAACCUUCUCGACCCGAAAAAUGCGACCGAGCUGGGCAGCGACCGGGCUACCUCGCUCGAUAUCCGUACUCUUAGAGAGAAAAGCAAGAAAAUGGACUUGCCUCUAAUUUCCGCGUUGUGCAAUGAUCGAUCGCUUAUCAAGCAAACGAAAGCGUUCGUAAUGCCAAAGCAUCCGGGCGAAGGUGGUUCGCCGCCGCGUCAGAUUCGAAGUUCUGCGCGCGCAAAGUAUCCCGUGUCGGGUUUGAGCAGUACAAAAAUCAACAAGACCAGUAGGAAACCGCCCACGAUCAGUCAUCGACAUCCCGGCGAUAAGUUGCCGGAAAUACCGCGAGCCCUCCCGAAUAAUUACGUGUUGACGGAUCCGCGGGUUAAACACAAAACUAUGCAAUCCCACUCGUGAAUUUGACAUUCCUGUACUAGUAGGUUAGCGAUCAAUUUUUUUUUGUACUCAGGGUGCCAUCAUUGCAAUGUUAAAUUUAAGAAAGGAAACGGCGACGGUUCCGUAGGUACCGGAGAGCGUUACCGCAGUGUCGAUUUUUUUUACGCGUUCUUCCCUGCAUGUAAAUAGAGGUCUACUUUACUCACGCGCAAAGCAAAUGUAAACGUAAGUUCUAUUAGCAUUAAUGUAUACACUUGCUCAACUUUUAAUUUUAAUACUGUCGUGUUAUCGUUUAAUUACUUUAUUUAUUUCCCUGUAUCAAAAUUUCGAGAUGCUUCAAUAUCAAGUGUAUGGUGCUGCCAUCGUUUUAAUAAAGUGACAA